Molecule: messenger RNA, 297 nt
Organism: Angiostrongylus costaricensis
Lineage: Eukaryota; Metazoa; Nematoda; Chromadorea; Rhabditida; Metastrongylidae
Source: the annotation of a GenBank genome assembly
AUGGCUGACGAUUCAGUGACUUCGCCUUCUUCAGACAGUCUCAUCGAAUGCUGUUAUGAAUCGAACAUGAAUCAUUGUUAUUCAUCACAUGGGAACUACAUACGGGUGCUCUCCCUCACUGCGAAGGAAAACGGCUCUGAAGAAGACAGAGUCGCUCUGUCGAAGAACCUAACGAAGGUGAAUCUGAGAAAACAGUUUGAACAGAAAGUCGGACCUUGUAAGAUGAAAGUGUUGGUGAUGCCAAUGGUUGUUGGAUGGCUUUGCAAUGUGAUGCCUUACAAGAUGUUGAUCAUCUAG